Messenger RNA from Seriola dumerili (greater amberjack), 1545 nucleotides. It is a transcript of the gene stx10, whose product is annotated as syntaxin 10. Lineage: Eukaryota; Metazoa; Chordata; Actinopteri; Carangiformes; Carangidae. Gene Ontology annotation, biological process: Golgi vesicle transport. Gene Ontology annotation, cellular component: membrane. The coding region runs from base 29 to 772 and encodes 247 amino acids. The record is from RefSeq and is a predicted model, not a curated record. The transcript is spliced from 9 exons.
CGCUGGGAGCGAAGCGGAAGGACGCAUCAUGUCGAUAGAAGACCCGUUUUUCGUUGUGAAGGGGGAGGUGCAGAAGGCCCUCUCUCGUGCUCGGGGCCUGUUUGAUAGGUGGGAGGAACUGCUGCAGGAUGGGACACAGGUCAGUCGGGACGAGCUGGACUGGAGUGCCAAUGAGCUGAGGAACUGUCUAAGGGCCAUAGACUGGGACCUGGAGGACCUCAGUGAAACCAUCAGUAUUGUGGAGUCGAACCCGGGGAAGUUCAGACUGGGAGACAAUGAACUUCAAGAGAGGAGAGACUUUGUGGAGCGAACCAGGAAAUCUGUCCAGGAGUUGAAGGAUCAGUUGUCCAGCCCUUCUGCUGUGGCUCAGGCAGAGAAGAAGAACAGGCAGGCUCUGCUGGCUUCUACAGGCCAGGACAGGUCGACAGGACUGGAGGCUCAUCUGGUGUCCGCAAACUCCAGAUACAUCCAGGAGCAGCAGGAACAACAGCAGCUCAUCAUGCAGGAGCAGGAUGAGCAGCUGGAGUUGGUGUCGGGCAGCAUCAGAGUCCUGAAAGACAUGUCGGGACGCAUUGGAGACGAGCUGGAUGAGCAAGCUGUGAUGUUGGGGGACUUUGGAGACGAGAUGGACCAGACGUCGUCCCGCAUGGACUCGGUCCUGAAGAAGCUGGAGAAGGUGUCUCACAUGACCAGCAGUCGGAGGCAGUGGUGCGCCAUCGGUGUGCUGGUCACCAUCAUGAUCGUGGUCCUCAUCCUCUUCUUCGCUCUCUGAUGUCAACGACCUCCGACCUCUCCACUUCGCUCACUGACUCCUCUCUGUCCGGAGGGUCGGUCAGUUGGUUGGUCGGUCGGAUGGAUGGAUGGAUGGAUUGACAGAUACAGGAAGAGGAGGGACGUGUCUCUCCUCUUCCUCCCCCUCCCUUCCGUCCCUUCUUUUCUUCACACUGGUGACCGGCAGAGAGAAGUUCAGCUGCGACUCUCGUCUCUCUGCUUUUACUGAAUCUAGUGAGGGGAAAAAAAAAAAAAAACCAGCUGGGGACUGUCAGCAGCAGAGCUUAGCAUGGGGGGGGGGGCAAGACCCCGCUGGUGUUAUGGAUUUGAUAUUGGUACAUUUUGAUUAUUGUGGGAAAUAACGGUACAGGACAGGAAGCUGCUGCUUUCAGGUUAAAAACACAAAUCUGUGGCUUCAAAUUAGUUUCAUUGAUAAAUCAGUGAAUGUCACUUUAGUAACACCAUUUCAACACUCUCUUCAAAACUCAGAGACACUCAUUCCUCAUUUUGAACAAUGCUGUUCUCUGUAAUGUACCACAAACUUUAUCUAGUCUGUUGGUAAAAGUUUUCCAGGAGACGGACUGUUUCUGUAAACAAAAUGUCAAUGAAAACAGCUAAUGGGGCUUAUUGAUCUGAGCUGGCCGGUGAAACCUGACUCUUGGCAGGUUCACCAGCCAAGAAGUAGUUUUUAGAAGCUGCCAAAUAUCGAUUUAUUAACUGUUAAAUCAGGAAACUUGAGUUGUUUGUGUUUUUAGCCGACAGCAGCAGCAGCGA